This is a messenger RNA of Daucus carota subsp. sativus, 5748 nucleotides long. RefSeq lists its product as uncharacterized. Gene Ontology annotation, molecular function: RNA-DNA hybrid ribonuclease activity; nucleic acid binding. Gene Ontology annotation, biological process: DNA integration. Bases 1 to 5748 code for a protein of 1915 amino acids. The record is from RefSeq and is a predicted model, not a curated record. NCBI's taxonomy places the organism in Eukaryota, Viridiplantae, Streptophyta, Magnoliopsida, Apiales, Apiaceae. The transcript has a single exon.
AUGGCUAGAAGAGAGGAAGAACGAAGGAGGAGCUCCAGAUCUGCUCCAAAAACAAAAUCAACAAAAGCUAUCAGCUCGCCGGAAGUCGAGCUACCUAGCACCUUAAAGCCUAAAAAGCUGUUUGUCGAAGCCACGCCGCAAGGAUCUGUUGCUGCUCCGGCAUUUUCAGACCCUACGGGUGGUGGAAGAAGGCGCGGUCCCAAGAGGACCGUGGUAACACCACAAGGAAAGCACGUAUUAACUAGUGAUGCACGUCUUCAUCUGGAAAAGCUUAAGGCUCAGCGAUUGCGAGCUCAAGCUGGAAAAGCUUACGAGGUGGCUAAUCUCGAAGAUGAGCUUCUAGCUCUUGACACUAGGAGACGCAUGCUCGCUUCUCGAGUGCGUCAACAGAGGGAGAUUGCACGCCUGGAGGCGGAGAUGGGGACUGCCUCCCAGGAGUAUCAAACAAGAGAUGAUGACGAGAUCUCAUGGAGACCAUCAAACAACAGUGAGUACUCGACAAGAGCUGACUCGGCUGGAUCAUACAGCUCUCGUCACCGUAAGAAGAAGAAGACACUUGAUGAAGAGGAAGAAGCAGAAACAGGACCUAACCCUAAGAUGAACGUUGAACUCACCAAACUCAGGAGAGAGGUCGCUCAGUUAAGAGAACAAGUCAAAACAGGCUCGAGUGGUCUCGAUGUUCCAUCUGAGAGCCCCCUCUCUGAGGAAAUUGAGAGCUACAUGCUGGACAAGAAUCUCAAAAUCCCCAAUAUAGGUCAGUUCGACGGGACGACGGCCCCGUCUGACUUUAUUAAUCAAUUUGAUGGAAGAAUGAGUUACUAUGGGCACUCACAGAUAUCUCGAUGCCGCUUCUUCUGCACUUGUCUUAGCGGCACAGCAUUAGAGUGGUUUGACAAUCUGCCUCCGCGCUCCAUAGACUCUUGGAGUACACUGAAGAAUAAGUUUCGAACAAGGUUCUCAAGUAACAAGAAAGGUGGCAAAAUUACAGCCUCUUUAAUGACAGUGCGCCAAAGGUCCUCAGAAUCUCUUAGAGACUUUUUGGCGCGCUUCAGAAAUGAGGUGGCUCUCAUACCUAAUCUCAUUGACGAGCUGGCUAUCAACUACUUGGCCGCAGGGGUAGACAAGUCUCGGCAUGGACUUAUUCUAGAGGAGUUCUUUGAGAAGAACCCCCGAACCCUACAGGCAGCUAUGGAGAUCUUUGAGCAUAGACUCACAAUUCAGGAGGCCGUUGGCAGUAUUCAGAUGCACUCACCUCAGGCCAGACGAUGGGAUAGAAAUUCUGGUUCGUCAAGCAAGUGGGAAGCAAGGAGACCAGACAAUCGCACUUCUCAAGGAAGCGAAGGAGCUGAGAACCAGCGAGCCAAUUUGGUCACACAGCAAAGCCAAGCAGCCUCUGCGCCUCAGCAGCCCAGAGGCUCUUGGCCCCCUCGGCCCCCAAGGGAGCAAAAGGAGUACACUAAACUUAAUGUGGGACUCAACGAAAUCUUGGCUGUCAUAAAAGCUGAUCUUAAUUAUCGACCUCCAAGGCCGAUGAAUCCUGAUAGACCAGCUAGUGACAGGUACUGCGAUUACCAUGAGGAUACCGGGCAUACAACAGACAGGUGCUAUCAACUAAGGAAUCUCAUCGAAAGAAAGAUACAAAGCGGAGAAUUUUCACAUUGGGUUUUGAAAGAUGACUCAAGCCAGGCCAAGCAACCAGAUGCUGACAGAAUCAUUGAUGUCAUUUCUGGGGGGAUAGCUGCUGGGGGCGCUUCAAACAAUUCUAAAAAAUCAUAUGCCAGGGAAGUAUUCAGGAUUGACUCUAAGCGACCAAAGCGUAACCCUUCCCCGGUAAUUUCGUUCUCUGAUGCAGACUACUCAGAAGAUCUGUUAGAAACACACCAGGACGCUCUGGUCAUAACAACAAAAAUCGGAACCAAUCUGGUCAAGAAGAUUCUCAUUGACAAUGGUAGUUCGGUGGACAUUCUUUAUCACGGAGCUUUCCUAAGGAUGGAUCUAGGGGAUAGAAAACUUGAAGAUGCUAGGGGAUCUCCUUUAUACGGGUUCACCGGAAAUGAGGUUCGAGUCGUAGGAACCAUUGAUCUACCGGUUCUGUUUGGAUCACCACCCUGCCAGCUUUGGAGGGUACUCAAGUUCCAUGUGAUAAAUGCAGAAUGUAGUUACAAUGCCAUCAUAGGGCGAACCACCCAGUCCGCUCUUAAGGCAAUAACAUCCAUCACACAUUUAAAGAUGAAGUUCCCCACUGAAUUUGGAAUAGGAGAGGUUAAGGGUGACCAAAGAAUGUCCAGGCAGUGUUAUAUUUCCAAUGUGAAACCGAAAAGGAAGCCUCAUCGGUCCUCUGCCUCUUCGGUAAAUCAGGUCUCCAGCCAGCCUCCUCAUUCGGACCAACCCAUCAAGGAAACACUGGGAAGCACUGAGUCACAGGCAAACAAUGAAAUGCUGGAGUCUCCGGCCUAUGAACUCAUGGACAUUGACCCACAGGUUGAUCAGGAGGUGGUAAGACCCCCUGCCUGUGAGCCAAAUGAGACACUAGAGCAAAUAAGCAUUGAUCCAAACAAUUCAGAAAGAACAGUGGGAAUAGGAACAAACCUUUCCCCACAAGUACGACAAAGCUUAAUUUCCCUGCUGCAAGAGUUCGCUGACAUAUUCGCUUGGUCACCCAGCGAUAUGCCGGGGAUUCCAGAAGAUAUAGCACUCCAUCGCCUAAACAUAAAGCCUGAAUUCAGAUGCGUCAAACAGAAGAAAAGAACCUUCUCACCUGAGAAGCAAGAGGCCAUAGAGGCUGAACUCAAACGCCUCUCUGAAGCAGGGUUCAUAAAAGAAGUUCAAUAUCCGACGUGGAUCGCCAACGCAGUGCUGGUAAAGAAAAGCAACGGUAAAUGGCGAAUGUGUGUGGACUACUCUGACCUUAACAGGGCCUGCCCCAAGGACUUCUACCCUCUGCCAAAUAUCGAUCAACUCAUAGAUGCUACGGCGGGUCACGAACUAAUCUCCUUUAUGGACGCGUUUUCGGGCUAUAACCAAAUUAAACUAGCUAAGGAAGACCAGGAUAGCACCGCCUUCAUCACCCACAAGGGGGUAUUCGCCUACACGGUAUUACCCUUUGGGCUCCUCAAUGCAGGCGCCACGUUUCAAAGAACCAUGGAUACAGUUUUCGCGGACCAAAUAGGAAGAAACAUGGAGAUAUAUGUCGAUGACAUGAUUGUAAAGUCGGUAAAAGCACCAUCCCAUGCAAAGGAUCUGCGAGAAACAUUUGACUGCAUAAGGAAAAAUCAAAUUAGACUAAACCCCGCCAAGUGUUCGUUUGGUUUAGGGGGCGGCAAAUUCCUGGGAUACUUACUCACCCAGAGGGGCAUAGAGGCAGAUCCUUCCCAGAUUGCAGCAAUAAGGGACAUACAGCCUCCCAAAACAGUCAAAGACUUGCAAAUCCUUACUGGCUGCAUCGCAGCACUGAGACGAUUCAUUCCUCAAUCAUCCAAGCGGAGUCUUCCCAUGUAUGAGGCCAUUAAACAAGCAUCCAAGGCACGACACUUCGAGUGGACUCAAGAGUGUCAGAACAGCCUAGACGACAUCAAAGGGUUCUUAGCAAAUCCACCAGUAUUGGCAAGGGCCAUACCAGGCGAGCCUCUCAAGUUGUACCUCUCAGCUUCUGAUUCAACAACAGCGGCGGUAUUGAUAAAAGAAGAAGGGACUGAGCAAAGACCAGUAUACUAUGCCAGCCAUAUGCUUAAAGACACCGAGACACGAUACAGCAAAAUUGAAAAAUUGGUCUUAGCCUUAGUAACGGCAAGCAGGAAACUGAGACAGUAUUUCCAAGGUAGAAGCAUCACUGUCAUGACAUCUCAGCCCCUCCGCCGAGUACUUCAUCGGCCAGACAUCUCAGGCAGGCUAGCAGCCUGGACCAUCGAGUUAAGUCAGUUCAACUUAGAAUUUGAACCACGAAACUCAAUGAAGUCUCAGGCACUGUCAGACUUCGUGGCAGAAUGCAACUUCUCCGAAAGACCACAACAAGGCCCCGCCCAAUCACUAACCGACAAGGCAUGGACCUUGUAUACCGAUGGAUCAUCAACAUCUGAAGUAGGUGGUGCCGGGGUACUUCUAGUUAGUCCUGAAGGAUUCAAAGUUCAACAAGCCAUACGCUUCGGAUUUCCAGCCACGAACAAUGAAGCAGAGUAUGAGGCUUUAAUCGCAGGGAUAAAGCUGGCAAGCCACUUAGACGCUAAAAUAGUGGACAUUUUUUCAGAUUCACAGUUGGUGGUAAAGCAAGUGUCUGGCGAAUUCAAGGCUACCAAUGAAAGGAUGAUAGCGUACUUGAAAGUCGCAAUCACCCUUCUAGGUACAUUUACCUCGUGGAGCAUCAAAAACAUAGCUAGGUCAGCCAAUCACUGGGCUGAUGCCUUGUCAAAACUAGCUACAUCCACGGCGGCAAAGAACUCGGAACCUAUUUACGUAAAGGAACUGACGUGCCCGUCUCUGGUUCAAGAAACGGUCAACUGCAUUACAAGUCAAGAUGAUUGGAGGACCCCAAUCAUUCAACAUAUCAAAGGGACUUUAAACUUAGAGGAUAAAGCUGAACAAAGGAAAAUUGCAUUCAAAGCGCGCAACUACUGUCUGAUUAGUGACCAACUUUACCGACGAGCACUAGUGGAACCACUUCUCAAGUGCAUCGGUCAGCAGGAGGUUCAAACAGCUAUGCAAGAAAUACACUCGGGAAUUUGUGGAAAUCACAUCUCUGGUAGAAACAUGGCCUUAAAAAUAAUGAGACACGGGGUGUAUUGGCCAACCAUGAAACAAGAUUGUGAGGAAUACUCGAAAAAAUGUAAAGCAUGUCAACUUUACGGGACAGUAAGUCACAAACCCACAGCAACGUUCAGCGCAUCUCAGUCUCCAUGCCCCUUUGCCAUGUGGGGUAUUGAUCUAGUCGGCCCUUUGCCUAAGUGCACUGGCCAGAAACAAUUUUUGAUCGUGGCCAUCGAUUACUACACCAAGUGGCCAGAGGCUAAGCCCCUAGCAAGGAUCAGAGAAGCAGAAGUAGUCCAGUUCUUCAUGGAAAACAUAGUGUUUCGCUUCGGGGUACCCAGGGUCAUAGUGACAGAUAACGGAUCGCAGUUCACAGGCAAGGAUUUUGAAGAGGCUUUAGGCCAGCUAAAGAUAACACACAUCAAGUCUUCAGUAGCAUAUCCGCAGGCUAAUGGUCAAGUCGAGAUUACCAACAAGGCGAUACUACAGGGAAUCAAGAAGAGGCUUCUAGACGCACCGUCUAACUGGGUUGACGAGUUACCAAAUGUCCUGUGGGGAUACCGUACUACCCCAAGAACCGCGACAGGCGAGACACCCUUUCGCCUAGCAUACGGGACAGAGGCAGUGUUACCACUAGAAAUCAGCAUGGGGUCUCUCAGGAUCGAAAAUUUCAAUCAGCAAGGGAAUGAAGAAGGGCUCAGACUCAACAUCGACCUCGUUGAAGAAGUGAGGGACAGGGCUCAGCUUAAGGUUGCUCAAUACCAACAAAAGGUGGCCCAGUACUACAAUGCCAAACUCAAGCCUCGCCAAUUCCAGGAAAACGAUUUGGUUCUCAGGGAAGCAGCAGCCUCAAUGCCACUCAAGAUGAGCAAGCUCUCAGCUCCUUGGGAGGGCCCUUACAAGAUAAUCAAAGUGGUCAGGCCAGGAACUUACCGCCUUGCCCAGCUAGACGGCUCUCCAAUACCAAACACCUGGAAUGCAAUUCACCUAAAGAAGUUCUACCAAUGA